Messenger RNA from Gasterosteus aculeatus aculeatus (three-spined stickleback), 1246 nucleotides. RefSeq names its product ribonuclease P protein subunit p25-like protein. NCBI's taxonomy places the organism in Eukaryota, Metazoa, Chordata, Actinopteri, Perciformes, Gasterosteidae. Gene Ontology annotation, cellular component: ribonuclease MRP complex. The record is from RefSeq and is a predicted model, not a curated record. Gene Ontology annotation, biological process: tRNA 5'-leader removal. Gene Ontology annotation, molecular function: RNA binding.
CUGUCCUCAGUGCUGAAUGGAGCAAGGACAUCCUUUCCUUCACAUCAAUGGGAUUAGAGGAAGAAAUACCCUCUUCAUUCUGCAGGCAGACAUCUCAGUGCUCAGAAGACAAAAUGGAAAUGCGAAGCGAGAGAAGAUCAGGAUAAAUUACUUUUUUUUAAUUCCACUGCUUAUCAGUUUGUAGUUUCUAGAUUAACAAGAAACGUGUUUCUGAUCUCAAGGGGGCUAAGCAAUAACCGGAGCCGGCAGCAAUGAGUGAACACAGGCCGAAGAGUUUAAAUUCUACAAGCAGCACUGUGAUGGAGCUGCAGUCUGCUUCGUUCGACCCAAGCGUCCCUUCUCCAUCGUUGACUCCAAAAGUUGACCGGAGCAACUCCAGGAUAGUGAGCCGCACAGAGGACAGCGGUCCCUACCCGAUUCCCGGCCUGGCAGCAGACUUCCUGCACAUGCGAGUGAAAGAAGGGAGCAAGAUCCGCAAUUUGCUGCAGUUUGCAACGGCUCGCAUGCAAGAGGAGGGGAGAGACAGCAGUGGGGCGUCGAUGAGACAAGUGGUCUUCACUGGCUCGGGAAGAGGAAUCACCAAGACCAUCACAUGUGUGGAGAUUCUGAAACGUAGAGUAGGAGACCUCCACCAGGUGUCCAAGCUCUACUACAAGACCGUGAAUGAGGUGUGGGAGAGUCCACAACAGGGAGCAGCAGGUAUUACCCUGCAGAGGACCUUUCCUGCUGUCUGCAUCCUGCUCUCUAAAGAUCCUCUGGAUCCCCAGGAGCCUGGAUAUCAACCCCCGCAGAUGCUGAGUGUUUCCACAGAGGAUGCAGAGCGACAUGGAGGUCUGCUGAGGCCAGCUCACAGUCCCUCCUCACAGCAGGCCGAUAAGCGAGUCUGUCUGGAUGGCUCAAAUGACUGAUUGUAAUCCAUGAACCUCUCGAGAAAUGUUUCCAUGAAAGUCUGAGUAGAGCACAUAAAAGAUUAAUAUUAAUAAAUACUUUAAGUCUUAUAUAUUAUAUUACUAGAUUUGGAUACUGGUUUGUGUUACUUUUCUGUUUGGAGGGAAAUUUUGCAAUGUCAUGUAGUGAAUUACAAUGUUUUGAUUGAGGAUUUAUUUUUAUAAUAAUGCUGUCCCUUUUUACGGCUAUAACAUCACUGCAAUACAUUAACCGCAUUUUAGUUUUGUUCUGUGCUGGGGAGUGUGUACACAUCAUUCAUUUGAAUAAAAUCCCCCAAAGUAAGGGGCAAUUUAAACUU